AUGCGCAACCGUCUUCUUCUAGAUCCCAAUGAUAAGUUCUCACAAAAUGCCUGGGAUGAUGUCUCCCUUUCCCCAGAAGCCCUUCAUAAAGCCCAACAGAAGAUCAAAAAUGACGAAGCACAUCUUCCUACUACUCCCCCAACCAUUACUUACGAGCCAUGGCACCAUUUCUACACCAACCACCAAACAGCCUUCUUCAAAGAAAGACACUGGAUCCUCAGCGAAUUCCCUAUGCUCAAUACCACCAACCAACGCAUCUUUGAAGUAGGUUGUGGCACCGGCAGCACACUUUCCCAAAUCCCAACUACCAACCAUCUAUUCGGAAUUGACUGUGCCGCCGCCGCCAUUAAUAUUAUCCAAAACCGACCCAAUUUCAUACCAACCCACUUCACCACCCACAAUGCCACUCUCCCCCAACCAUUCCCCCAACUCUAUACCAAUAUGGACUUCGUCCUUCUUAUUUUCACACUUUCCGCCAUCCAUCCCGACCACCACCAAACCGUCCUCCACCAUAUCAACCGAUCACUCAAACCCCAAGGCACACUUCUCUUCCGAGACUAUGCCGAAAUGGACCUCACCCAACUCCGAUUCAAACCCCACCAAAUCCUAGCCCCAAAUCUCUACCAACGCGGCGAAGGCACCUACGCCUACUUCUUCACCCUCAACUAUCUACAAACUCUAGCCCAAGCCACCAACUUCACCAUCACCCAUAUCCAAGAGGACAGAAGACUCCUUAUCAACCGCAAAAAGCAACUAGAAAUGCCCCGGCACUGGAUACAACUCCAACUAACCAAAAACAAUCCCACCUAA
This is a messenger RNA of Nematocida homosporus, 810 nucleotides long. RefSeq names its product tRNA N(3)-methylcytidine methyltransferase METTL2. The transcript has a single exon. The coding region runs from base 1 to 810 and encodes 269 amino acids. NCBI's taxonomy places the organism in Eukaryota, Fungi, Microsporidia. The record is from RefSeq and is a predicted model, not a curated record.